ACUCGUUUUUUUCGGAUGAUAAAAGUAUAAAACUAUAAGCUCAACUCGCUGCGUCUUCAUUUCUAUCUCUAGGUUCCACCGCCGCCUCAAGACUGAAUCAUGCCUCGCCGAAGCUCAGGGGGAAGACCUGCACCACGGCCAGCUGCUCGUCACGCACCAGCCCGCAAUCCUCCUCAACCUGUGAAUCAUGCACCUCCUCCUGCUCCCGUUCAAGCUAGUGGUGGUGGAUCCUUGCUUGGAAACAUCGGUUCAACCAUAGCGCAAGGCAUGGCUUUUGGUACUGGAAGUGCAAUGGCUCACAGGGCUGCUGAUGCUGUCAUGGGUCCACGGACCAUUCAACAUGAAACUGUUGGCUCUGAAGCAGCUGCUGCUCCUGCACCAACCACAAACAGCAUGGGUGGUUCUGAUACUUGCAGUGUGCAUGCUAAGGCAUUCCAAGAUUGCUUGAAUGGCUAUGGCAAUGACAUCAGCAAGUGUCAGUUUUACAUGGAUAUGUUGUCCGAAUGCAGGAGGAACUCUGGGUCUAUGAUGAGUUCUUGAGCUUGUUGCAUGUGAAAUGAAAGAUUCAUUAGAUGGGUCUAUGGCUGCUGCACGUAUACCUAUGGAAUUUAAGUUCUUGAAUAAUGUUCUGAAAACAUGAAUUUGAUGUAAACUUUCGAUUAAUCAGCUACGCGUCACGGUACUAUCUAUUGAUGCUUCUCUUCGCAGAUCUUGAGCGAUUGUCGAUUGCGGAUUAUUAUCAUCUUUUAACGCCUUAUAUCAGUCUAUUUUCUGUCA
Molecule: messenger RNA, 777 nt
Organism: Coffea eugenioides
Lineage: Eukaryota; Viridiplantae; Streptophyta; Magnoliopsida; Gentianales; Rubiaceae
Product: coiled-coil-helix-coiled-coil-helix domain-containing protein 10, mitochondrial
Exons: 5
Coding region: 100-540 (146 amino acids)
Biological process (GO): mitochondrion organization
Cellular component (GO): mitochondrion; nucleus
Source: RefSeq, a predicted model, not a curated record